AUGCUGACCCGGAUGUUUAAUGACGUGUCCCUGCUACCUGAGGUCCCGCGUUUCCCAGGUUGGGCAGAGGACAGCGAGAGUGAAGACGGAAAAACGCGAGACGAAGAAGCGGAGAGAGGCCGCCUAGAGGAGGAAGACGCGCAAAACGCACACUCCGGCAUGGGCCUGGACGAAGAGGAGGACGAAGAGGACCCAGAAGAUGAGGACGACGGCGACGAAGAUUUAGUCGCCGGGGGCGACGACAGCGGCGACAGGCCGAGAAAGCGCGGCCCUAAGAAACGUAAGAUGACCGCGGCACGCCUGGAACGGUCAAAAAUGCGGCGACUGAAAGCCAACGCUCGGGAGCGUAUGCGAAUGCACGAUCUGAACUCAGCCCUAGACAACCUGCGAAAGGUGGUACCCUGUUACUCUAAGACGCAAAAGCUGUCAAAAAUUGAGACUCUGCGUCUGGCCAAGAAUUACAUCUGGGCGUUGUCCGAGAUCCUUCGUUCAGGACGUAGGCCUGACCUGGUGUCCUACGUCCAGACACUGUGUAAAGGUCUCUCCCAGCCCACAACCAACCUGGUGGCCGGCUGCCUGCAGCUCAGCACUCGUAGUUUCCUCACCGAGCCCUGUCAGGACCCCUCCCGUUACCAUGGCAACGAGCCCUUCAGCAUGCACGCCUACUCGUUCGCCUGUCGGUCGCGUCUCUCCAGCCCGCAGUGUGCCUCGGUGCCCGCGGCGAUCCCGUUACGGACACACGGGUACUGCGCCCCGUACGACUCGCUGUACGCGGGCGGGGCGUCGCCGGGAUACACCAGCCCGGAGUACGAAGGGGGCGGAGCCAGCCCGCCCCUCCCGCUCUGUGUCAACGGAAAUUAUUCGGUCAAGUCGCAGGACGGGGGCGCAGCCUCGCCAGGCACUGACAGGGGCUUCCACUAUUCUAUGCAUUACUCUGGCCUGGCGGGCACACGGGCUGGCACCACGGGCACCGGCCUUGGCACCGCGGGCAGCGGUGCCGGCCACGGCAUCCCGUACGGCUCUUCAGGGGCACGCGUGCACGGAGAGAACACACUGCCUUAUCAUGAAAUGCAUUUACACCACGAACGCACACCUGUAUACGAGGACAUCAACUCAUUCUUCCACAACUGA
Chanos chanos (milkfish) is the source of this 1131-nucleotide messenger RNA. RefSeq names its product neurogenic differentiation factor 2-like. Gene Ontology annotation, molecular function: E-box binding; DNA-binding transcription factor activity, RNA polymerase II-specific; protein dimerization activity. Bases 1 to 1131 code for a protein of 376 amino acids. Gene Ontology annotation, biological process: axon development; sensory organ development; positive regulation of transcription by RNA polymerase II. Gene Ontology annotation, cellular component: nucleus. NCBI's taxonomy places the organism in Eukaryota, Metazoa, Chordata, Actinopteri, Gonorynchiformes, Chanidae. The transcript is spliced from 2 exons. The record is from RefSeq and is a predicted model, not a curated record.